AUGGCCUGGAGUCGAUUAAUCAGAUUCCUUGAUGAGAAGAAUGAAGUUCAUCUUGGAGAUGCGGUAUCUGAAUCUGCUCAAGACUUGAAGAAUCUCUUAGAAGCCGGGAACCUCACCGCCAAUGAACUAGUUGGCACCGAUAUAUUUGACGCAAAACCUACGGGCAAUGUCAUCCAGGUCAAGAAGCUCUUAGGACCCUUGACUCCCCAGGAUGUCCCGAUAAUUCGCUGCGUCGGCUUGAACUACGCAAAACAUAUCAAGGAAACGGGAAGGACUCCGCCACCACACCCCUCAAUCUUUAUAAAGCCAUCUCGCUCAAUCACUGGCUGGAGCAACGACAUCCCUAUUCCCAAGAUUGCACAAAAGGAUCAGCUUGAUUAUGAGGGAGAACUAGCUAUUGUUAUUGGCAAAGAAGGAAAGGAUAUCUCAGCCGAAGAUGCAUUGAGCUAUGUAGCUGGUUAUACCGUUGCCAAUGAUGUCUCGGCACGCACAUGGCAGAGAGAUCCCAAGUUCGCAGGAGAGGUACCGCAGUGGUGUUUUUCUAAAGGAUUCGACUCCUUUGCACCACUUGGCCCAGUGAUUGUAUCUCCAACUGUCCUCGGAGCAGCAGACGAACUCACCCUCCAGACCAAGGUGAAUGGAGAGAUUCGUCAAGAAGCGAGCACUAAUGAUCUGGUGUUUGGAGUUAAGAGGAUCAUUGAGUUUGUCAGUCAGGGGACUACGCUUGAAAAGGGCUCGAUCAUUUUGACUGGCACGCCAGGUGGCGUGGCUUUGGGGAUGAAACCACCCCAGUGGCUGAAGGAUGGUGAUGUUGUAGAAGUCUCUAUUAGUGGUCUUGGCACUAUACGCAACAAGAUGGUUUUUCAGUGA
This is a messenger RNA of Fusarium sp. VM40, 870 nucleotides long. Lineage: Eukaryota; Fungi; Ascomycota; Sordariomycetes; Hypocreales; Nectriaceae. The record is from the annotation of a GenBank genome assembly.